Messenger RNA from Ceratotherium simum simum (southern white rhinoceros), 2677 nucleotides. NCBI's taxonomy places the organism in Eukaryota, Metazoa, Chordata, Mammalia, Perissodactyla, Rhinocerotidae. The record is from RefSeq and is a predicted model, not a curated record.
UGUCUCUUUCUGGUAGGUCAUAGAUCAGCACACAGACUCGGAAGACAAAAACAAGCUCUUCUACAAUGUCGUACAGACGAGAGCUAGAGAAAUACCGAGACCUGGAUGAAGACGAAAUCCUCGGAGCCCUCACAGAGGAAGAGCUCAGGACGCUGGAAAACGAGCUGGAUGAGCUGGACCCUGAUAAUGCACUGCUGCCUGCAGGCCUGAGGCAGAAGGAUCAGACCACCAAGGCGCCCACGGGCCCCUUUAAAAGGGAGGAGCUCUUGGAUCACUUGGAAAAGCAAGCAAAGGAGUUUAAGGACCGAGAAGAUCUGGUCCCCUACACAGGGGAAAAGCGAGGAAAAGUCUGGGUCCCCAAGCAGAAGCCGAUGGCUCCCGUGCUGGAAAGCGUGACGCUGGAGCCGGAGCUGGAGGAGGCCUUGGCAAACGCUUCGGAUGCAGAGCUCUGCGACAUCGCAGCUAUCCUGGGCAUGCACACGCUCAUGAGCAACCAGCAGUACUACCAGGCCCUGGGCAGCAGCUCCAUCGUGAACAAGGAGGGACUCAACAGUGUGAUCAAACCUACACAAUACAAGCCUGUGCCCGACGAGGAACCAAAUUCAACAGACGUAGAGGAAACGCUGCAGCGGAUAAAGAACAACGACCCGAAACUUGAAGAGGUUAACCUCAACAACAUCCGGAACAUCCCCAUACCCACCCUCAAGGCGUAUGCAGAAGCCCUGAAAGACAACUCAUAUGUGAAGAAGUUCAGCAUCGUGGGGACACGGAGCAAUGACCCCGUGGCGUUUGCCCUUGCUGAGAUGCUCAAGGAGAACAAGGUGUUGAAGACACUGAACGUGGAAUCCAACUUCAUUUCCGGAGGCGGGAUCCUGCGCCUGGUGGAAGCUCUCCCAUACAACACUUCACUUGUGGAGCUGAAAAUUGAUAACCAGAGCCAGCCCCUGGGCAACAAAGUGGAAAUGGAGAUCGUGAGCAUGUUGGAAAAAAACGCAACGCUUCUCAAAUUCGGCUACCACUUCACCCAGCAGGGGCCCCGGCUGCGGGCGUCCAACGCCAUGAUGAACAACAAUGACCUUGUGAGGAAGAGGAGGCUCGCAGACCUGACUGGGCCCAUCAUUCCCAAGUGCCGGAGUGGCGUCUAAUGUGCAGUGGAGACGACCAUGCCUUUGAACUGGACAUGUUCUACCGAUAAUCUGCGCUCUGCCGUGGAAACCAGAAGGCAAAAUGCCGGCACAAAACCCUUAUGUGGUUCAGUUCUUUAUGCACUAAGGUUUUAGGUUAACUAGUGAUUGUAGUUGAAAAUUUUAUAAACUAUGGUUAAUGUGAAGUUUUCCUUUAGUCACAGAAGUUCACUCUGGUUAUAAUUUAAAAACUAAGAAGCCCCGAACCGGCAGAUCUUACUGAAGACGACGUAGCAGCAGUGACUCAGCCUCGGAGCCCAGUGUCGGUGGCCUUGCUGUGUGGUGUUUCAGGUGUACUUCAAACGUGUGACAUGUGGACAAACAGCACUCUUCCUCAUGGUGUAGAAGAUUACAAAAUAUUUUAUUACAAAUUUGAUCUUACCUACUUAGCAAACAGAUGAUCAUUCUUUAUUAACCCUCUUUUAAAUUUUAAGAACCUCAAGAUUAAAGCUGCCAAAGUGAUUACUGGAUCAAGAACACAAUUUUUUCCCUCGAGAAAGACAGAACAACUGAAGCCACAGAGCUCUGCCAGGAAUCAAAGAACACGAGAUUCCUUUUGCUGGAUAUGAGGAAAUGGUAGAAAAAGCCAGUGGUGAAAUUUCAAGUUUCAAAACCGUCCUUUCUUUACCAAUCCCAGGCAACAAACAGCUCCCUGAGUGUUCUUUAUGGACACCUGGGAUUUAUUUACAAUACUGGAGUCAGAAUUUUUUCCUUAUCGAAUACCAGCCUUACGAUGGAUGUGAAAACCUAUGGCCAAAUACUUGAAAACACCUUUCUAUAUUGCACGUGGGCCAAUGGCUUAUGUGAGGUAAAACACUAGAGAGAGAAAUUUCUAGUCCACUGUGGCUAUGCUUACAGACCUCAACUACCUUUCACAUCACUUAUUAGACAAGUCCCCGCUGAUUUCCUGCCUGUACAUUAAGCCUCUGAAGGCCAAUGGUGAAGAAAAUCCAGAUAUUAAAGAAUUAGAAAACCCUGGCCAAACCAUCCCAAGAUAAUUAUUCUGAACAUGUUAUUUUGGUGUUUCUGCCGGAUCCCUUUAACAUCAUGUGAACCUCUCAGGAUCCAGCAAAAAUGUUAAGCCACAAUGCCCUUGUGCCUUUUACUAUACCAUAGUGCCAGUUAAACUAGUAUUUUUGUUGCUUGGGGAAUUAUUUUCAUGAGUGAGUCAGCAAGUCUUAUGAUAAAGGACAGGCCAAAGAGCUGAUGAGCACAGACUAAGCUGCAGAGCGCAGAGCAGAGGCUUCUGAUGAAAUGGAAAAGUCUCGCACACUGAACUGUAAUGACCUGGACGGUACAGGGUAACGAGAGGUGGAGCCAGGGCCUCACCGCUAUGAAGGAGUGCCUGCUGAGGCUGCACGUGGGCCCAGAAGUGGCACCAUGCUGCAGGGACGGCCAUCCCCACGCAGCUUCUCCUUGAAACACAACUGCAGCUGUAUUCUGCAUCACUGGAAACUGCAAUAUAAUAUUAAAUCUGUUGGUCUGUGAACGGC